AUGGGUCUAAGUGAGGCUAAGACUUGUGACACUCCUAUGGUUCCUAAUGUGAGAUUGAAUGCUGAGGAUGGAGAGAUGUUUGGUGAUCCAGAGAGAUAUAGACAGAUAGUUGGAAAGUUAAACUACCUUAUAGUAACCUCUCCAGAUAUUGCUUUUUUAGUGAGUGUGGCGAGUCAAUUUAUGUCAUCUCUUAGGACAUCACAUUGGGAUGCGAUCCUCCAUAUUUUGAAGUAUCUAAAAGGAGCCCCUGGACGUGGGAUUCUUUAUAGUGAUCAUGGUUAUAAUAAGGUAAAAGGUUUUUCAGAUGCAGAUUGGGCAGGAUCUUCUGUGGAUAGACGGUCUCUGACUGGGUUUUGUGUUUUUUUUAGAGGAAAUCUCAUUUCUUGGAAAAGUAAUAAGAAACCGGUUGUAGCUAGGUCAAGUGCAGAGUCUGAGUAUCAAGCUAUGACACAAGUUACGUGUGAGCUUAUAUGA
Pistacia vera is the source of this 474-nucleotide messenger RNA. Its product is annotated as secreted RxLR effector protein 161-like. The coding region runs from base 1 to 474 and encodes 157 amino acids. The record is from RefSeq and is a predicted model, not a curated record. The transcript has a single exon. Lineage: Eukaryota; Viridiplantae; Streptophyta; Magnoliopsida; Sapindales; Anacardiaceae.